Chlamydomonas reinhardtii is the source of this 1777-nucleotide messenger RNA. RefSeq lists its product as uncharacterized. The record is from RefSeq and is a predicted model, not a curated record. The transcript has a single exon. Lineage: Eukaryota; Viridiplantae; Chlorophyta; Chlorophyceae; Chlamydomonadales; Chlamydomonadaceae. Gene Ontology annotation, biological process: translation. Gene Ontology annotation, molecular function: structural constituent of ribosome. Gene Ontology annotation, cellular component: ribosome. Bases 309 to 812 code for a protein of 167 amino acids.
GGCAUUCGAUAGCAAAACAUUCGAUAGCAGAACCUGUACCUAUGUUGGGGCCAUCGCUCGGUCUCUCCAUGCUCUAUGGCGCAUCCGCUGCACGCUCCAUGCUUCUAAGUAGCCGUCAUUGCUCUGAUGCGCUCCUCGGCGCUUCUGCUCUCUUCGGUGAUGCGGGACUCGUGAUGCAUCAUCGGGCUUCCGUGGGCUCAGGUCUAGUCAUCGAGAAUGCAGCGCAGCUCCAGCACAACCGUAGUGCCACGAAGAAAGCCGGAGGCUCGGCUAAGCAGAGUGUUGGGUCCCUACCGAAGAACUUGGGAAUGAAGCUCACGGCUGGCGAGCUCGCGUUUCCCGGCAUGAUCAUCCUGCGGCAGCGUGGUACAAAAUUCCAUCCGGGGGCGAACGUGGGCAUCGGUCGCGACCACACGAUCUUCGCGACGGGUGUGGGCAAGGUGCGGGUCGACACCCAGCCCGGGCCUCGCGGCGAGCGGCGUGUCGUCAGCGUGGAGCCGCUGCCCGAGGCGCUUGCAGCCGCGUCUUCGCCGGCUACCCCGGGGGCUGCCGCGGAUGCAGACAGCGCCCUGCGCCUGCGGCAAGUGGAGGCGGAGCUGGUGAAGCGGCGAGCGGAGGUCAAGCGCGCCAUGCUGCAAGGGCGGACGCCGCUGGAGCCGGCCCUGUACUUCCCGCUGCCUCGGACGGCGGACGGGCAGCUGUCGUGGCUGGAGCGAUCGGUGGCCAAGGCCCCGGCGGUGACACCUUCUGCCGCGGCCGGCAAGGAUGCGGUACCAGCGAAGCCGAAGGCAGCAGCAAAGAAGGCUUCGUAAAGAGUUGAGGUAGCAGACCAGAGUUGGGCGCGGCAGAGCUUGGAGGAACACGGCACUCUGUGCGAUAAGGGCUGUAAUGCUGGCACAUUGACACGUUUUCUAAAGAGGCCAUCACUGUUUGGACCUGCUGACGUGUGUGGGUGCUGUUGCUAGUAAGGCCAUUCCGUUUGUUGUGCGGCGUGGUACUGAGUAUCGCAUCCAUAGCGCUGGCGGGCAUCACGUGUUGGAUUAGAGGUACCAUAGGCAGGGUCAAAGGCGGGGUGCAAGCGUCAUGUUAUCAGGACCAUCGUUGCAAGCAGGUCAGGAACUGUGCGGGAAUGGCGUUGCAGGUUGUUUCAUGAGCUGCUGAUAAGUAACUCAGAAGCGCUGGUCUGUUAAUGCGGCUAGCGCAGGGCUGGCCUGCACAAUGGCGGGACAGGCACGGUGGACAGGGUCAAUCGAGCUGUACGAGUUGGUCAGGACUACACGCAUCGCCCGCGUCGUGGCAUGAGAGCGUUUACACAUGAAGGGUUGGCCUGAUUGGGGACUGGUAUUGUGCGGGUCCUUCUUUGGGCUGGUGAGGCUCACGCAUAGAGCGUAUCUGGGUUACCGUACUGCGCCGGCUUGGGCAUUCCAGUUGCAACAGUGCAUAUGCUGCAGCGUCGCGUACCGUGAUGGCCAUCGGGCCUGCUGCAGUUCUUGUGUGCGAUGUGGCCUUCGAUACGGCUUCCAGAGGCGCACGUCGAGCCCGUUGCGUAACAGCGCCGGGAGGUGUUGCGUUUAGGUCAUUAGUGCAGCUAAUAGGCGUAGUAUAGACUGCUGUGUGAUAGCUGAUACGCACAGUAGUGGGCACUUGGGACGUGGGAUCACGGGACGCAGUCGCUCAGGCAUACAGACACGGUAGCUUCGGUCCUGUAUCCUCUCGCAAUGAUCGUCUCUAUGUGACUUAGCUAAGGUGGGCCUGCUCUCGGCCCUAUAGCGGCUUA